AUGUCAAUUUUUACACCUUCUUAAAAAUUAUCAGACUUAUUGAAACAUGAAGGUAGAUCAAAUUCAAUGCAUUCAUUUUAUAAUAACAGAUCUUCUUGUUACUCAACAAUAAAUUUGAAUAGUUCUGUGUUGAAUGGAUGGGAUUAGUAAAAUCAUUAACCAGUGUCAAUAUUGACAUCGAAUAGAAGUGAUAUAAAGUAACUAAAUGUAUCAGCAUCAAAACAGGUAUUUAUGGUAUAUAAAAUAAAAGGAUAUAACAAAUGAAAUAGUAUCAUGUAAACAUGAUAGAAGAUCAUCUACACAUCAAUUCGUUCAUUCAGGAAUGGAAGCCUAUCAAAAAUAUCAGAACUAGCCUAGAAGAGAUAUGAAGAUAUAUCCAAAUUUUAAAUAAGAAUUAUUACAUGAAGUAGUAAAGAUAGAAAAACCAUUUUAUAUUACUACUGUUGAAGAAGUAGAGAGGUAUUGGAAAGCAAAAGAGAUUAUGCUAUUAAGAUAAAAAAGUUAAUUAGAAUUCGAAAUUAAGUUAUAAGCAUAAAAAGCAAAUAAAAAGGCAGUCAUUUUAAAAGUGGAACCACUACAAGAAAUAUCAGACAUAGAAAUCUAAAUAUAAUAAUUAGAAAUAUAAUUAAAGUAUUUGUUCUAUUUAAAAUAGAAAUAAGAAUAGAAUUAUUAAUGAUUUAAAAGUUGAAAGUGAAGAAUUAGAUGUUAAAUAUGAAAAUAUGUUAGAUUAAGUUAAUGAUACAUAAUUUUUGAAAUAUGAAAAAUAGCUAAAGAAUAUUUAAUAAUCAUUUAAGGAUUUAAAUAGAAGAUUUCAUGAAACAGAAGAAUAAAUAACUAUGAAAGAAAAUGAGAUUGAAUCUAGAAAAAAAUAAAUGUAAAGAAAAUCUUCUAUAAUAAUGCCAUCGAAUCUUAGAAACUCUAUGAUUGAUUCUAAAUUUAAAUAGAGAUCCUCAUUUAAAAGAUAGAGUAUAAACUCUGGUACAAUGAGUCCUACUAGAGUUACUUUCUCAUAAAAAAGUUAGCCUUCAGAAGAAUUCAUUAAAUUAAAACAUUGA
Messenger RNA from Paramecium sonneborni, 1055 nucleotides. The record is from the annotation of a GenBank genome assembly. NCBI's taxonomy places the organism in Eukaryota, Ciliophora, Oligohymenophorea, Peniculida, Parameciidae.